AUGGAGCACUUCCAUCUCUGUCCCGUGUCGGAUUACUAUGAAAGGAUCCUACUACCGGUGACCUACAGCAUUGUGUUCGUGCUGGGCCUGAGCUUGAACGGGGCUCUGCUGUGGUCGGUGUGCUGGCGGACCCGCAGCUGGAGCGGCACGGUCGUCUACCUGACCAACCUCGCCGUGGCAGACCUCCUCUACGUCUUGGCCUUGCCCCCGCUUAUUAUCAGCAACUCCAUGGGAGAUGCUUGGCCCUUCGGCAACAUCAUCUGCAAAGCAGUCCGAUUCUUCUUUUUGACCAACCUCCACUGCAGUAUGAUGUUCCUCACCUGCGUCAGCGUGUACCGUUUCCUCGGGGUGUGCUUCCCCAUCGCUGCCCUGCGACUCAGGACCAAGAAACUGGCCAUUUUUGCGUCAGGCUCAGUUUGGGUCCUGGCCACGGCGGAAAUAUUACCGACACUGGUCUUUGCUCACACGGGGUUCAUCAACAACAUGACUGUAUGCUUUGAAAUGACUGACCCCAGACAAUUUAAUAUUUAUUUCCCCUAUGGCAUGUUUUUAACUACAGUUGGUUUCCUGGUACCAUUCCUCGUUAUUGUCAUUUGCUAUAGUUCUAUGAUAAAGGUGCUUUAUUUUCGGGCCGCGGAAGGCAUCACUAAUGCAAGGACUAAAAAGAUGCGCAACAAGUCCUUGCGCACUCUCCUUCUUGUGUGCCUGCUGUUUGUGCUGUGUUUUGUGCCUUAUCACAUUGCUCGGACCGUCUACCUGGUCGUGCGGGUCUACAUGGUUGGGGACUGUCACCUCCUAAAUGUGGUCAUGAUCUCCUUCAAAGUGUGGAAGCCUCUCGUCAGUCUCAACUGCUGUGCAAAUCCUCUCCUCUACUUUUGGGGCUCUGAUCAUUACCGCAAGAAGAUCCAUGCCUGCCUGUGUCGCAGGACCAAGAGAGUCCAUCCCGCCGUGUGUCUGGUGGAUGCAGGCAGCACAAACAGGUCCGGGGGAUAG
This is a messenger RNA of Myripristis murdjan (pinecone soldierfish), 993 nucleotides long. Its product is annotated as P2Y purinoceptor 3-like. NCBI's taxonomy places the organism in Eukaryota, Metazoa, Chordata, Actinopteri, Holocentriformes, Holocentridae. Gene Ontology annotation, molecular function: G protein-coupled receptor activity. The transcript has a single exon. Gene Ontology annotation, biological process: G protein-coupled receptor signaling pathway. The record is from RefSeq and is a predicted model, not a curated record. Bases 1 to 993 code for a protein of 330 amino acids. Gene Ontology annotation, cellular component: plasma membrane.